UUGUAGUAGUGGUUUGCUAUAAGUAAUUAUGUCUGACGGAGAUUCUCAGUUUAACAGUAGAAAACGAGUUCGUUUGUACGGUAUUUAAUUAGAAGAUUAGGUGAAAAAAACACUGACUGUUUACUCAGCAACCAAAAUUCAAAUCAAAAAUUUCAUAUUUCUCCUUAUAGAAAAAAAAAAGAAUAACAGAGUGUGAAAAGUUUUACAGUUGUCAUCAAACGUAAGAUAAUAUUUCUCAACGAUCCAGAAUUCUUAUGAAAAUAUGAAAUCGUUGAGGAAUCUGUCACAUUUUAUCAAAAGACUCGAAUCGACAUUUAAGGAUGGCGUUAAAAUACAAUUUUAUAAUUGUAAGCGUGGUUACGCGCAAUCGAAAGAAAAAAUUAUUCGAGAUAAUAAUGGUGAAUUAAUCAUUCCAUCACCCUACGGUGCUAUUACUUAUCCCAACAUGUAUAUACCGGAAUAUGUUUGGCGUAACGUUAAUACAUUUCCAAAAUUAACUGCAUUGGAAUGUGGUAUUACUGGUAGGAAAUAUACGUACAGUCAAGCAAGGGAUGCUACCAAUUACAUUGCAAGGAGUUUGAGAAACUUGAAUUUUAAAGAAGGUGAUGUUAUUGCUUUGAUUGCACCGAAUUUGCCAGAAUGGAGUUUAGCAUUCCUUGGUAUUUUGGAGGCAGGUCUCAUCGUUACAACGAUCAAUCCACAAUACACGAUUGAGGAAAUAAAAAGACAAUUGGAGUCAUCUAAUGCGAAAGGUAUCAUCACGGUAAGAGAAAUUUGUCCAAUUGUACAAAAAGCGACAACAAAAAUACAAUUGGGAUCAUCCAUCAUCGUUAUCGAUGAUCAAACUGGUCCCAUGAUGGAAGGAGUGAUACCUUUUCAGGAUUUGAUUAAUCGUGGUAAAAAUUUGCCCCCAUUGAAACCCCUUAGUCGUUCUAUAAAUGAUCUCGCAGUUUUACCUUUUUCGAGUGGGACAACAGGAUUACCAAAAGGUGUGAUGUUAACUCAUACUAAUUUAAUCGCAAAUAUGGAAAUGGUGAAUGCAUCAGUUGAUCCACAAAUAUGGGUUCAAAUGUCGGAUGGUGUUAAUCAAGAAGUUAUACCAGCAUUCUUACCAUUCUUUCACAUUUUUGGCAUGAACGGUAUUUUGUUACCUUGUCUGAUGGCUGGAGUAAAACUCGUUACACUACCGAAAUUUCAACCGCAUACAUUUAUCGACGUUCUCGUCAAACACAAGCCAACAAUUUUGAUAUGCGUACCACCAGUAAUAAUGUAUCUAUCACAAUCACCACUUAUCAAAAAAGAAUAUAUUUCGAAUGUACGAAGUGUUUUCAGCGGUGCAGCACCAAUUACAAAAAGGGACGUUGAUAUGUUUUAUGAAAAGUAUCAAUUGAAUAACAGUAAUUUCAAAUUUGCUCAAGGCUAUGGAUUAACGGAAUGUUCACCAGUGUCAUUUAUCGAAAAAACUGGUUUAAAGUAUUCUAGUAUUGGAAAGAACGUUUGUGGUUGCGAUGCAAGAUUAAUUGAUCCCAUAACAAACGUAGAUAUAUCUGAACCCGGUAAAAAUGGGGAAUUGUGGAUUAGGGGUCCUCACGUUAUGAAAGGUUACUAUAAUAAUCCGGCAGCAACUAAGGAUAUAUUAGUGGACAAUGGUUGGAUGAAAACCGGCGAUAUUGCAUACUUCGACGAGGAUUAUGAUUUUUUCAUAACCGAUAGAUUGAAAGAGUUGAUCAAAGUCAAAGGUUUUCAGGUUGCACCGGCAGAAUUAGAAGCAAUUUUAAGAACACAUCCUGACAUACAAGAAGCCGCAGUAAUCGGUAUUAGUGAUGCUAGAUGCGGAGAAGUACCAAGAGCUUUUGUUGUAUUAAAAAAUGGCAAAAAAGUUAGUGAAAAGGAAAUCAAAAAUUUCAUUAAGGAUAAAGUUUCCGAAUACAAACAACUCAAUGGUGGUGUUUCAUUUAUCCAAGAGAUUCCAAAAAAUCCAACUGGCAAAAUUCUACGAAUGCAAAUCAAGAAAGCAUAUCUUAAUGGAGAUCUAUAGAAUCCUUAGAAUCAAUGAUAUUUUAAAUUACCUGACAAUAAUUACUUGACAAUAUCUAGGUGCCAUUUGUUU
Polistes dominula (European paper wasp) is the source of this 2110-nucleotide messenger RNA. RefSeq names its product putative 4-coumarate--CoA ligase 1. Gene Ontology annotation, biological process: fatty-acyl-CoA biosynthetic process; long-chain fatty acid metabolic process. NCBI's taxonomy places the organism in Eukaryota, Metazoa, Arthropoda, Insecta, Hymenoptera, Vespidae. The record is from RefSeq and is a predicted model, not a curated record. Gene Ontology annotation, molecular function: long-chain fatty acid-CoA ligase activity.